This is a messenger RNA of Corylus avellana, 2896 nucleotides long. NCBI's taxonomy places the organism in Eukaryota, Viridiplantae, Streptophyta, Magnoliopsida, Fagales, Betulaceae. The record is from RefSeq and is a predicted model, not a curated record.
CUCUUCCUCCUCUUCUUUCACUUCUCGACGGGCUUAUGAUGUAUUCUUGAGUUUUAGAGGCGAAGAUACUCGCAAAAAUUUUGCUGGUCAUCUAUACACAGCUUUUCGUCGAAACGGAAUUAACACCUUCAUGGACGACGAGCUUAGAAGUGGAGAAGAAAUUUCCCUAACACUUCUCAAAACCAUUGAAGAGUCUAAGAUUUCAAUCAUUGUACUCUCUAAAAACUACUCAUCAUCGCAAUGGUGCUUGGAUGAGCUAAUGAAGAUUCUCGAGUGUAGAAAAACAAUGGGGCAAAAUGUUCUUCUGUUGUUCUACGGUGUAGAUCCGUCGGAAGUGCGAAAUCAAACCAAUAGUAUGGAGAAGCAUUCGAAUGAACCUGAUUUUAUUCACGAAGUCAUUGAAAAAGUGAAUUCCAUAUUAGUAAAAAAGACAUAUUUCCAAGUUGCCCAAUAUCCAGUUGGAAUAGAGUCCCGUGUGCAAGAUGUGAAGUUGCUUUUAGAUAUGGAGAAGAAUGAUAGUACAUGCAUGGUAGGUAUCUUUGGAAUUGGCGGAAUUGGUAAAACAACUAUCGCCAAAGCCAUCUACAAUUUAAUUGCUUCUCAGUUUGAAGGUAGAUGUUUUCUUGAAAACAUUAGAGAAGCUUCCAGCCAAAAGGGCCUGAUCCAUUUGCAAAAUAAACUUCUUUCUAAGAUCCUAGGAGGUUCAAGUCUAAUGGUUGACAAUGUUGAUCAAGGAAUUUCUUUGAUAGAGCAAAGACUUCACAAUUUAAGGGUAUUUCUAGUUCUUGAUGAUGUGGAUCACUUAGUCCAAUUAGAAAAGCUAGCUGGAAAAGGUGAUUGGUUUGGUUUAGAAAGUAGAAUCAUCGUAGCAACAAGAGAUAAACAUUUACUUGUUGCACAUGGAGUUGAUUCAACAGACCAAGUGAAUGAGUUGAAUCAUAAUGAAGCUCUUCAACUUUUUAGUUGGCAUGCCUUCAAAAAUGACGAACCUAGUGACGAUUUUUUGGAACUAACAGAAGAUGCAGUAUGUUAUAGUGGAGGAUUGCCACUAGCUUUAACACAAAAAAAACUUAGAAUAAGUUUUGAUGGAUUGGAUGAAAAUGCGAAGAAUAUUUUCCUUGACAUUGCAUGUUUCUUCAAAGAAGAAAAUGUAGAAUAUGUUACAAAAAUACUAGAUUGUUGUGGUUACUACUCAUAUAGUGGCAUCGAAGAGCUAAAGGAUAAGUGUCUCAUAACUCAGUCUUAUAGAUCAUUGGAGAUGCAUGAUUUACUGCAAGAAAUGGGUAGAGAAAUUGUUCGACAAGAAUCACCCAAAGAACCUGGUCAGCGUAGUAGAUUAUGGUUUCAUGAAGAUGUUAGUCACGUCCUUGAAGGAAAUACUGGAACAAACAAAGUUGAGGGCAUAUUGAUAGAUUUGCCUAAACAAGAUCUCAUACGCUUGAGUCCCGAAGCUUUUGAGAAGAUGAAAAUGCUUAGAAUGCUUAUAAAUCGUGGUGCACACUUUUUUGAAGAGCCUAAUUUUCUCUCUAACGAGUUAAGAUUGCUUGAUUGGCCCGAAUAUUAUGGAGAAUCUUUGCCAUCUAAUUUUUGUGGACAGAACCUUAGUGUUUUAAGAAUGCCUUAUAGUCACCUCAAGGAAUUGGAGGCAGUCCAGCAUUUCCAAAACUUGACAUUUAUGGAUUUCUCUUAUUGUAAAUUCCUUAAAACAAUCCCGGAUGUUUCAAGGAUUCCAAAUUUAGAGAAGUUGUAUCUUAUUGGUUGCAAAAAUUUACUUGAGGUUCAUCAUUCUGUUGGAUUCCUUAAUAAGCUCAUUGAUUUGUGUCUUAUUGACUGCUCUAAUCUUAGGAGUUUUCCUAGAAGACUCAAGUUGAGAUCUCUAGAGUAUCUUCUUCUAUAUGGUUGCUCAAAGCUUAAGUACUUUCCUAAAAUUGAGUGUCAAAUGGAAUGUUUAAAGUUAAUGGACUUUAAAUAUACCAGAAUUGAGGAUCUACCUUCACCCAUUGGGUACCUUGUUGGGGUUAAAAAAUUAUACCUAGAGGGUUGCACAAACCUUAAGAAUCUUCCAGAUAAUAUUCAGGUGUUGCAACAUUUAGAGUAUCUUUCUCUCAAUGGUUGUACUGGUAUAAAAGAACUACCUUCAUCCACUGUGUACCUCGUUAGGAUUAAAGGAUUAUAUCUAGAAGGUUGCACAAACCUCAUGAAUCUCUCAAAUGGCAUUUAUCGAUUGCAACAUUUGCAGGACCUUACUUUGAAUAAUUGCAAGCAACUUCGAGAAAUUCUAGAACUUCCACCACAUGUAAAAUAUGUGAACGCCAUGGGGUGCGUGUCAUUGGAUAUAUUUUUAGAAGAACAUAGAAGAUCGUCGUUGAUUCUUGGAAAAAAUGUCCUAACAGAAUCAGUUACCUCCAUUCCACGUUAUUGUCCUUUCAACAGUUUGGAAUAUUUAAAUUUGUCAAGUACCGCUAUUGUUAGCCUUCCUACCUGGUUCAAGAGAUUUGUUGGAUUGAAGCAACUACACUUGGAAGAUUGCAAGCAACUUCGAGAAAUUCCAGAGCUUCCAAAAAAUAUAAAAUUUGUCCAAUUGCCGUGAACUGCGUCAGAAUAUAGGGAAUGAUGUGCAAAUUCGAUUAUUGAGUGAGGGUCAUCCUAAGGAGCGUCGAUUUGUCUGAAUAUUUCCAUGAAAUAAGAUUUCAGUUUGGUUCAACACGAUUGUAAAGAUGUUUCAAGUAGUAAUUGUUGUGAAAUAGAUAGUAAUUGUAAAGAUGUUUCGGAUAGUAAUUUGGAACCAGAAGAGAAUACUAGAUUUGCUUUCUCUGUUGUUAUUGGAACAAAAGAUGUACAAGAUGGGGAUUCUUUUUGAAUUCUAGCUUGUUGAAGUCAUCUAUGAUCGUCAAGA